AUGGGCUCCCUAAGCGACUCGGUCAAAACGGUGGGCUACAUCGGGCUCGGCAAGGCCGGGGCCUCGAUGGCCUCCAACAUCCCCAGGGCGGGCUUCCAGAUGAUCGUGCGGGACGCGGACCCCGAGCGAGAGAAGACCUUUGCCCAGCAGAACAAGAACACCACAGUCGCGGCGCCGGGGGCUGAGGGCUUCAAGGACGUCGACGUGCUGGUCACGAUGUUGCCGCAAGGGAAAGUCGUCCGCGAAGUCGUGCUGGGCGAGAAUGGCAUCGCGAAGGCGUUGAAGCGAGGGACAGUCAUAAUCGACACGUCCUCGUCGUCGCCCUACGACACACAAUCCCUAGGCCGUGAUCUGGCCGAAUUGGGUCUGCACCUCGUCGACUCGCCCGUCACGCAAGCCCACCUGCACGACACCGACACGGGCGACGCCACGCUGAUGGUCGGGUCGGACAGCAAGGACGCCAUCGAUCGGGCGCUCCCCGUGCUGCAGGCCAUGGCCAAGUACGUGUUCGUCAUGGGCGGGCUGGGCGCGGGCCACGUCAUGAAGACGCUCAACAACUACACGUCGGCGGCGUCGAUCGUGGCCCUCUCGGACGCCCUGGUCACGGGCCAGAAGUUCGGCCUCGACCCCGUGCAGAUGAUUGACGUCUUGAACGUGGGCACGGGCCGCAACUUUUCCACCACGGACAGCUAUGCCACGGAUGCGCUGCCCAGGCGGUAUGCGUCGGGGUUCCAGCUCGCGCUGUUGAUCAAGGACAUUGGUAUUGCCAAGGAGGUGUUUGAGCGGACGGGCUUCAAGACUGAUCUGCCGGACUUGAUCAUCAGGGAUUUCAAGGACGCGGCGUCCAUCUUGGCCCCGACGGCCGACCAUACAGAGUUGUUGAAGCGGUGGGAGGAGAGGGCCGGCGUGACGUUGAACACGGGCGAGCCCACCGGCAAAACGGUGACGGCGAUGAAGAAGUGA
Molecule: messenger RNA, 963 nt
Organism: Cladophialophora yegresii CBS 114405
Lineage: Eukaryota; Fungi; Ascomycota; Eurotiomycetes; Chaetothyriales; Herpotrichiellaceae
Exons: 2
Coding region: 1-963 (320 amino acids)
Molecular function (GO): NADP binding; oxidoreductase activity, acting on the CH-OH group of donors, NAD or NADP as acceptor; NAD binding
Source: RefSeq, a predicted model, not a curated record